This is a messenger RNA of Dipodomys ordii (Ord's kangaroo rat), 1821 nucleotides long. RefSeq names its product E3 ubiquitin/ISG15 ligase TRIM25-like. NCBI's taxonomy places the organism in Eukaryota, Metazoa, Chordata, Mammalia, Rodentia, Heteromyidae. The transcript has 7 exons. Gene Ontology annotation, molecular function: protein binding. The record is from RefSeq and is a predicted model, not a curated record. Bases 1 to 1821 code for a protein of 606 amino acids.
AUGCAGAAGCUUUUCCGGCCAGCCCAGGACCAGGUCCCAGGUCCGCAGCUCCCUGCCCAGCCUGAAACACCUCCCCCGGGGCCUGGAACACCUUCCUCGGGGAAGGCCCUGACAAGCAACAAUAGCAAUCUCCGGAUGCUGGGAGACCAAGUCCUCUGUCCCAUUUGUCUCGACGUGCUCUGCAACCCAAUCACCACCGCCUGUGGCCACAACUUCUGUAUGACCUGCCUCCAUGACUUCUGGGAUCACCAGACUGCGGUGGGCGAGACUCACUACUGCCCCCAGUGCCGACAGCGCUUCCCCAUCAGGCCCAAUCUCUGCAAGAAUGUCGUCCUCGGGGAGAUGGUGGCCUGCUUCACCCAGGCCAAGGGCCAGGCGUCGGGGCCCCUGUGGGCCCUGGCGAGCCCCCGGGAUGUGCCCUGUGACUUCUGCUCCCCGCAGAAGCUGCGGUCCGUCAAGUCUUGCUUGCAGUGCGUGGCCUCCCUGUGUGAGAAGCACCUGCGGAGCCACUUCGAAGACCAGGUGUUUCAGGACCACCAGCUGCUGGAGCCCGUCUGGGACCUGAAGACCCGCCUGUGCCGGAAGCACCGCAAGCUGCGCCGGCUGUACAGCCGCGCGGAAGGCAGCUGCGUGUGCGGGGCCUGCCAGAUGGAGGAGAACAAGACCGCGGACGCGGCGGCCCUGGCGGAGGAGCGCGCGCUCAAGGAGGUGGAAGUUCGGAAAGUCCAGGCUAACGUGGACAACCAGAUGUUGAUCAUUGCUUCUGACAGCCAGAAGCACCAAGGGCGGGUAGCCUUUCUCACAAAGCUGAUCCAAACAGUUCGUGAUGAGGUCAACAUCUGCUUCUCUGACAUCAUCCAUGAGAUCAAACAACUGCAGACAAAGGUCUUGGAUUUUGUGGAGAAAGAAGAGGCUGUCACCCUGAGGAAGCUGGACCGCGCCAUUCAGCAGAACCACAGCCGGCUCAUGAAGCUGGAAGGGGACAGUGUGUGGCUCCACAUGCUGCUCGACAACCGAACGGAUGAGCAGUUCUUACAGGAGUUCCCUAGGCUGAAACACCUCCCUGCGUUCUUAGAGCCCCUGGUGGGCACCAACUAUGAGGAGACACAGAGCUUCCUGCAGCUGCCCGAGACACUGGCCGAGCUCUGCACCCAGCUGAAGGACAAAGGGCUCAGCUUCCUCAACCAGCUCCUUCAGAAGGGCAUUAAGAUGAACUCCUAUGAUGUGCUGCCUCCGGCUGUGGACAAGAAAGAGCUCCUCCAGUGUUACUGCAACCUGAGCUUUGACCCCUCCUCAGCCAGUGAAGAUCUGUUCUUGUUCAAGGAGACAAAUUCAGUACUGAAUCUGGGCGUGGUCCUGGAUCCCUCAACCCCCGGCGGCCCCAUACCUGGCUUCAAGCAGUGGCCCCAGGUGCUGUGCUCCCGCGGCCUGUCCGAAGGCCGCCACUACUGGGAAGCCGAGGUGUCCAACUCGUGGAUGUGUCUGGGGGUCACCUACCGCCGCAGCCUGGCUCCCAGCAGCCGGACCUGCCGCAGCAUCUUCUACCUGCUCGGCCGCAACCCCUACUCCUGGUGCCUGGAGUGGGACUCGCUCAAGUUCUCCGUGUGGCACAACAACACGCAGACCGUGCUGCACGGCGCCUACCACCGCACGCUCGGCGUGUCUCUGGACUGCGCCGCCGGCUGCCUGUCCUUCUACGGGGUGGCCGGCGGCGUCAGCCUCCUCUACCACUUCCUGGCCUCCUUCUUGGAGCCUCUCUACCCUGCUGUCAUGGUCAGCAGCGGGGCUUCUGUCACGCUCAAGCAGCGCCCCGAAGCCUAG